ACUUCAUCUUUGUUAAGAUUACUGUUAAUACUGUAGAAGCACUUUCUAUUGUUGAUUUCUGCAACUAUUUGAUGUCCAAUGCUUGGUGAUUUGGCAGGAUGAGAUUCAGAAAAAAACAGGCAACAUAGUAAUGCUAGAUGAGGGUAUAUUCGAUGUAGAUGCAAACACAUCUAUUGAUCAACUCUCAGAAGAUUUGAACAUCAAGAUGCCUGAGGAUCACCAAUACGAGACAGUAUCUGGCUUCGUAUGUGAAAAUUUUGGCUACAUCCCCAAGAUAGGUGAGAUCAUAGAAGUACCUCUUGAAAGAAAAAAUGAAGACGAUAACGAUGCCCCCAUUGCUGACCACCAGGAUCAGAAAGAGACUUUCAAACUUGAGAUACUAGCAGGAAACUCCAGAAAGGUGACCGCUGUUCAGUUUACGAGGAUUAAUGGUGGUCAUGAAAUGUUGGAGAAUAAAGAAGUAACUCGCAAGCCGACAAAGUUCAUGAAAAGAAAAUGGAGCAGGAGACGACACCAAGUUUGUAAGAAGUGCAUCUACAGAGAUUUCUAA
Molecule: messenger RNA, 550 nt
Organism: Lotus japonicus
Lineage: Eukaryota; Viridiplantae; Streptophyta; Magnoliopsida; Fabales; Fabaceae
Product: DUF21 domain-containing protein At1g55930, chloroplastic-like
Exons: 3
Coding region: 131-550 (139 amino acids)
Molecular function (GO): flavin adenine dinucleotide binding
Source: RefSeq, a predicted model, not a curated record